This is a messenger RNA of Schizosaccharomyces octosporus yFS286, 1878 nucleotides long. RefSeq lists its product as uncharacterized. The record is from RefSeq and is a predicted model, not a curated record. Lineage: Eukaryota; Fungi; Ascomycota; Schizosaccharomycetes; Schizosaccharomycetales; Schizosaccharomycetaceae. Bases 791 to 1699 code for a protein of 302 amino acids. The transcript has a single exon.
CUCUACCUUAAGUAUAUGUGUACUAACUGUUAAAUCGUAACCGUCUCAUCUAUGACUCUAGUCCUAUUGUAUUCUAUACCAGGGUCACUUUAGUGUCGAAAUAGGAAUGUGUCUAGAUUUUUAUUUUAUUUCGCAAAGAAUGACCUAACACUUACAACGAGAAAAGACACGACUUUGAGUAAAUGUGUUAUUGGACGUAUCCUAAAUAUUAGAAUUGUUUUACUAAUAAACUAAGGAAGAUAAUAUAGAUAAAAAGGCGAGAAUUACGAAACCAUAUAUUCAGCGACACCGGUAUUUACUCAGAACGAAGUAAUGCCUGGGUAGAAAAUGUUUCUAAUUACUAACUGUCAAGAGUUAGAUAGCGAGAAAAAUUGAGGAAGCGAUACGUCGCAUAAAGUAGAAGUGAGCAAAGAUGACUGUACUAGAUGGUCAUACUUGAGUCGUUUCAGCGUAGGUAUGAUCAAACUUCUACGCAAAUUUUCUAAGGACUUGCAGACUAAAUGACCGUCCUACCUAAAAGGUCACGAACAAUUGAUAACCCGUACAGAAGCAAUUCUCUAAAAUGGAAUCAUGAGGUCGUCAUGAGGUGAAAUCAAGCUGUGAUAAGGCUAUGGAUGAUUUUAUUUAUAUAGCCGGUCUUGGUUCAAGCUAGAGUAAGCAGUAAAAGUCUAUUGUAAGACUUAAGGAUCUGUGCAGUAAGGAGCUAGCUACCUUUAAACCUUUUAUUGUUUCUUGUACCUUUCUUUAGCAUCUGCCGAGAUUACCGUCUCUUGUUUUUGGUCUUAUAAACAUGAUCUUCUCCACUCUUUCCAAACUCAUACUGUUAGCGGCAGCCAUGCAGGUUCAAGGUCAAGGUCAAGCUCCGUUCGGGAACACUACUAGCACGGCUGUUUCUUCCCCUGCUGUAAUUGAAACUGGAGCGAAUAGCACUAGUCUUCCAUCCAGUGCUCCUAUUGACACGGUCAGCUCUACUCCUGUUCCCACUUCAAACAGCUCUUUGCCCGGCUAUCCUACAACUAGCCUUAACGCAAGUAGUCCUGUUCCUACUAGCCCUGUUGCCAAUAUAAGUAGCACAAGGGGACCAAUUGGCGCUUCGUCAAACAGUUCCCUCCCUGCGUAUCCUGUCACCAGUAGUGCGAACGUAACCAGUACACCUUACUUCCCUACUUCCAACAGCUCUAUUUCAACAGGUGCUCCUUUCCCUACUUCCAACAGCUCUAUUUCAACGGGCGCUCCUUUCCCUACUUCCAACAGCUCUAUUUCAACAGGUGCUCCUUUCCCUACUUCCAACAGCUCUGUUUCAGCUGGCGCUCCUUUCCCCACCGCGAACAGUUCUUCUCCAGUUACUUCUUCUUCUCUGAAUACUUCCGACAGCACUUCUCCCACAGGUAGCGCUAAUGCAACUAGUGUACCUAUUUCAGGCGGCGGAAACAGUACUUUCAGCGCCCUUCCUACCAGUAGUAAGAACUCAACUGGUGCAGUGAUUCCUCCUGGCGUUUCUAGUACACCAUUGAGUUUGAAUUCUAGCAGUUCUUUCGUAUCCAGUAGCUCGGCAACCGGAAAUUCCAGCAGAGGAUCUUCACCUAUGCUCGCUGGUAAUAAUACCAGCGUUCCAUCCGCUGCCACUCAAGCAUUGCCAUUGAAGGGCUUUAUCGCUACCUUUGCUUUACUCGUUGUGUCUAUUGCUUUUAUAAUCUAAAAGUACUAAUCUUAGCAGCCACUAUUUAAUUCCAAUGAGUAUUGCGAAUCAUUUUGAGCAAUAGAAGGCUCAAGUCUAGAGUUUCUUAUUUCGACUUUAUUAUUUUAUAUUUUUUUGUUUCACAAAUCAUUUUUAGUGUACGUACUUUUUUCUUUUUACUUAAUCUUUUUUAUUGAACC